CCGGAUCUGCCCCCGCUCCGCCCCCACAGCUUUCUCCCGCCGCCCUCGUCUCUGCCGGGCCUGGGGCUGCCACCCUGCUCCUCCUCCUCCCUCCUCCUUCUCCUCCUCCUCCCUCCUUCCUUCUCUUCCUCCUCCAUCCCGUCUUGUCCCGUCCCGCCGGUGGUCGGUGGAAGCUGUGUGCUGCUGCUGCUGUCGUCGCUCACUGGGAGAGCGUGGGAUUGCUUCCUGGUUGUUACUGAGGGUUCAGAUCGUCGAUAGGGUAGUUCUGCAUGGAUUGGGAUUGGAGAAACACUACCCCCACUUCUCUCAGGUUGAACCGCGAAGAACUCCCGACUGUAAAAGGAAUUUCAUGGCUCCCAAAUGGCAGACUGAGCCUUAAUUUGGAAGUAAACUUGCCAAUCCCGGUCGAGCUUCUCUGAGACCGUGAAUCAGGAAUGAAGCCGCCAUUAUGCCGUCCAGCCCGGAAGCCCACUUUGGCAUCCAAGAACUGUUAACCAGCAUUAACUUGGGGCAGUACCUGCCCUGCUUUCUGGAGUCGGGGUACGUCACUAUACAGGAUUGUGCAGGAAUCAAUAACAGCGUGCUCCUGAAAAUAGGAGUGUUCCCCACUGGUCACCGCAGACGUAUCCUUAAGCAGCUGGAGAUCAUCUCCUCCAAAAUGCAGGCAUCAGCAAUCUACGCCUGUGUUCGGAAAGCCAAGAACAGAGUGGCUUUAAGGGACGUUCGGGCCUUCCCUUGCCCCCUGGAUAUGCCGUGUUCCGACGGAGCUCAGGAUGUCGAUCCAGAACCCCAGGAGGUAUCCGCCAAACCCUCUGACGAGACGGACAUCUGGGUGUUGAGUGCAGGAUCUCCCAAAUCUGAAGAUAAGCCCUCGCCCUCCAAACCCAGAACCUUUCCACUUCCCGAAGUUGUCUCUCCUCAGAAACUGGACUCUCUUCGAAACAAGACCUCCAACCUGGAAAGUAGAAGGAGCCCCACCCUCAACCCCAGGCAGACUCCUCCUCGUUCAGAGGAAGCGGGACCCUCCAAACAAGCAGAUUUGAACUUUGCCAGUCUCAAUCCUUUUCAGACCAAGGAACCGAUCCAGUUUUCUUCCUUCGGCUUUUGCGCCCCCAGAACCAGUCCUGACCAGGACCCCGAGCGUUCGCCUCCUUCGUUUUUUGAAUUCAAAGGAGAAAUGGUGGUGAAUGAUUUGUAUGUGUCAUCCACCAAGAGUAGGACGCCUGUGAGGAGCCGGAGUAAACUGGUUUCCAGGCCAACAAGGUCUUUCAUGUUACGACACCGGCCGGUUCCUGAAAUUCCAGCAUCAUCCAAGGGAUCGGUUUCAGGCAGUUAUCUCCGAGAGAGAAGAAAUGUUAGUAGUUCAUCUGGAAAGCCAAGCGCCCAGAAAAGCUCCCAAAAAGAUUCAAAGGACGAUAAAUCAUCACCAUCCAUCUUUCCAUAUGGUGAAAACUUUCUCUUGAAGAGCCCAGAAAUUUCCAAGAAAUCAAUAAGGAAUGAGUUCUGGACUGUUGAAGAAAAACUCAGAUGGGAAGCAACUGUUAAAAAAAAUUCCCUCAAUGGGAAAUCAAGCCGGUAUGAAAGCAAAGAGGAAAAAACAGGAGGAGAUAAAGUAGAAGACAUAUGGAUACCUCGGGAGGAGAAACGUGUUUUUUCACCAGCCUCGGCUUCAGAAUCUGAAUCUGAGUACUCAACCGUGGAAGAAUGUUUUCAGAGUUUACGGAGAAAAAAUUCAAAGGCGGCUAAAUCCCGGACUCAGAAGGCAAACUUAGAGCCUCCUGUAAAUAGGCACAGUUAUCCCCUCAGUUCUGCCAGCGGAUCCGCUGAGCAGCCCACGUUUACUCGAAACUCAAUAUCCCCCUACGCUUGUUUUUACGGAUCAUCGACGAGGAAGGUGAAAGCAGGAUGGCUGGAUAAACUCUCACCACAAGGAAAACGCAUGUUUCAGAAGCGCUGGGUCAAAUUUGACGGGCUGAGCCUUUCUUAUUACAACAAUGACAAGGAGAUCUACUCGAAGGGAAUCAUUCCCCUGUCUUCGAUGGAGACCAUCCGGGCUCAGGGAGAAAACAAAUUUGAAGUCGUUACAUCCCAAAGGGUUUUUGUUUUCAGAGUAGAAAAAGAAGAAGAGAGAAAUGACUGGAUCAGCACACUCCUAAACGCCUCGCAGUCACAACCCAUCGCCUCUCAGAUGGGAGCUGGAGGCCCUCCGGAGAAAUGCGGAUACCUUGAAUUAAGAGGCUAUAAAGCCAAAAUCUUCACUGUGUUGAGUGGGAGCAAUGUGUGGCUCUGCAAAAAUGAACAGGACUUUAAGGGUGGACUCGGCAUCACCAUAAUCCCGAUGAAUGUGGCAAAUGUUAAGCAAGUGGAUCGGCCUACAAAACAGUCUUUUGAGAUAAUCACUCCUUACAGGAGCUUUAGCUUUACAGCGGAGUCAGAAAAGGAGAAGCAAGAGUGGAUUGAAGCCGUCCAGCAAUCGAUAGCUGAGACUCUUUCCGAUUAUGAAGUGGCUGAGAAAAUCUGGUUCAACGAGUCCAACCGGAGCUGUGCUGAUUGUAAAGCGGCGGACCCUGAUUGGGCCUCCAUCAAUCUCUGUGUUGUCAUUUGUAAAAAAUGUGCAGGGCAGCACAGAUCAUUAGGACCUAAAGAUUCAAAGGUUCGGAGUCUCAAAAUGGAUGCCAGUAUUUGGAGCAACGAACUUAUUGAGCUUUUCAUUGUCAUUGGAAACAAAAGAGCAAAUGACUUUUGGGCUGGAACCCUUCAGCGAGAGGAAGAAUUGCAUGAAGACUCCCCAGUUGACAAGAGAAAGCUGUUUAUUACCCAAAAGUACAAAGAAGGGAGAUUCAGGAAAACUCUUCUGGCAUCUCUUACCAAGGAAGAAUUAAAUAAGGCUCUCUGUGCUGCUGUUGUUAAACCGGAUGUGCUGGAGACGAUGGCGUUGUUGUUCAGCGGGGCGGAUGUCAUGUGUGCCACGGGAGACCCGGUCUAUAGCACCCCAUACCUACUAGCCAAGAGAGCUGGCCAGGGCCUACAAAUGGAAUUCCUCUUCCAUAACAAAUUCUCAGAUUUUCCCCAACAUGAAAUUCAUCCGGAGAGUGGCCUGCCUCAAGACUCUUCACAUUCAACCUUCCUCUGUGACUUUUUAUAUCAUGUCUCUUCUACUGCUGCUAAGUUGUUUACGGAGAAAAAGAUAAUAGAAGAGACCAAUAAAAAGUGGUGUGUGUUAGAAGCAGGCUUCCUGAGUUAUUAUGAAAACGAGAAGGCCACUUCUCCUAAUGGCACGAUUAACAUCAAUGAAGUGAUCAGCCUGGCGGUGCACAAGGAGAAUUCCUAUUUAACCACUGGGGCCAUCUUUACCUUUGAAAUCUACUUGCCCUCAGAUCGCACGUUCUUAUUAGGUGCUGAGACCCUUCACUGUCAAAAGAAAUGGACCCAGGCGAUAGCCAAGCUUUUUGUCCCAGUAGUCGCUGAAAGCCUAGCAGAAGCAGAUUAUGAUCUGAUCGGACAACUGUACUACAAAGAUUGUCACACCCUAGAUCAAUGGAGAAAAGGCUGGUUUGCCAUAGACAAGUCCAGUUUGCACUUUUGUCUCGAACUUGAGAAUGCUCAAGAAGAUUUAAUGCAUCUGAGGAGACUCCAGGAGCUAACGAUCAGCACAGUGGUCCAAAAUGGAGAAAAAAUAGAUGUGUUGCUCCUGGUAGAAAAAGGAAGAACAUUAUACAUCCAUGGUCACACCAAGUCGGAUUUCACAGUCUGGCAUGCUGCAAUUGAAAAAGCAGCAGGUACAGAUGGUAAUGCAUUACAAGACCAGCAGCUCAGCAGAAAUGACGUUCCCAUUAUAGUGAACAGCUGCAUAGCAUUUGUUACACAGUAUGGCUUAGGGAGCAGGCACAUCUAUCAGCAGAAUGGCGAUCCAUGUCGGGUCAAUGAGCUCCUUGAAAGUUUCAAAAAGGAUGCCAGGAGCUUCAAGUUGAGGGCUGGGAAGCAUCAGGUGGAAGAUGUGACGGACGUCCUGAAACGUUUCCUGGCUGACACAGAUGAUGCCCUUCUCACUAAAGAGCUCUAUCCAUAUUGGGUCUCUGCACUAGACACCCAGGAUGACAAGGAACGUGUGAAAAAAUAUGGAGCUUUUAUACGCACCCUUCCUGUGGUCAACCGGGCCACACUGGCUGCUCUUAUUGAACACCUUUACAGGGUUCAGAAAUGCUGUGAAAUCAAUCAUAUGAACUCUCACAGCCUCGCCAUGGUGUUUUCAUCCUACAUGUUCCAAACAAAAGGACAAACAAGUGAAGAAGUCUCUGUUAUCGAGGACCUGAUUGACAAUUACGUGGAUGUCUUUGAGAUUAGAGAAGAUCAAGUCAAACAAAUGGACAUAGAGAAUAGUUUCAUCACCAAAUGGAAGGAUACCCAAGUGUCCCAGGCCGGAGACUUGUUGAUUGAAGUCUUUGUGGGAAGCAAGUCGCCCGAUCUCAGUUCCAUCAUCAGGAUAUCUCCUGUCACAGAGGCAGAAGAGCUAACCAAUGACGUGAUGGCCAUCAAAAACAUCGUCCCUACCAAGGGGGAUGUCUGGGCGACGUUUGAGGUCAUCGAAAAUGAAGAACUAGAGCGCCCUCUGCACUACACAGACAAUGUGCUGGAACAAGUGCUCCAGUGGAGUUCACUGGCAGAGCCCGGAACUGCCUAUCUCGUGGUGAAGAAGUUUCUCACCAUGGAUGUCAUUCAACACUAUAAUGAGAGGAAUUCAGUGGAAAGUGUGAAAGAAGGAUUCUUGAAAUUCAAAGAAGAACCAUCUAAAAUACUGUCCGGAAGUAAAUUUCAAGAGCGCUACUGUGUUUUACGCGAUGGUCAUCUCUUUCUUUACAGGGAUACGAAGAGUAGCAAAUUGGAUAAAACACUCCCUCUCAGCUCUCUGAAGUUUUACCGCGGAGUGAAGAAGAAAAUGAAGCCACCAACGAGUUGGGGUCUUACUGCCUAUUCAGAAAAGCACCACUGGCACAUGUGUUGUGAGAAUCAACAAAACCAAAUGGAGUGGAUGACCAGUAUUUUCAUUGCUCAGCAUGAUAAUGACAUCUGUCCACCAGCUGGAAAAGAACGGAAACGAUCAAUAACUAAAAACCCCAAGGUGGGAGGCGUUCCUUUAAUACCCAUCCAGCAGGAGAGAAUUCUUCCUUACAUCAGAAGGACUGUGGAGACUGGGAAUUUGGAACCCGAGAAGCCGAAAGACAGCGAAGCUCAGGGAAGAGAGGGGUCAGAGUCCAGUAUGAAAGAACGUGCCUCCAUGAUCGCCUCCUGCUUGGAACGCAAGGAGGACCGACUCCGAAAUCGGACCAAGAAGCACCGUAGCUUCAAUUGCCUGGAGGAACCCGGGCCCGCUACCCGGGGGCAUCCCCCGUUCCACAAGGACUCCAAGGCACAGAGAAAACCCGAUGAAAGGAGCAAAAGCGGUUUGGACUCAGAUCACAAGCUGCCAUCCAAAGUCAUCGAGGAAUUAAGCGUCGUGCUGCAGCGCACACGGACUCUCCCAAAGGACCCUUAGGGGCCGAAGCUGAGAGGAUUGCAGCACCCAUCACCAUUCCAGUUAAUUAUUGGAAUAAAGCCACAGAGCCACAAAGGACCGAAGAUACGAAAUGGCCUUGAAGUGGAUGGGUGUCUCUGUUUGUAGAUAGUAGAAAUGUUCAAAGUACUUGAAAAAUAUGUACAUGUGGAAAUUUAAUUUAAAUGGCUCUAAGCCUACAAGGUCUGUUGCAUUUGGAAGUGAGGCUAGUUGAAAACUGGGACAGGUCAGAGUUGGAAUCCACGAUUUCUGGGUGAAAGGAGUUUGGACAUUUUUGAAGGCUUGACUCAAGUGAGUAGCUAAGCUGAGUUUCUGACCUCUCGGUUUGAAGACACAUCCUCAGAGAGCAGAGAUCAAAAUUCUGUAUUCACCCAGAGUCGGUCUGGUUAUCUUGUGGGAUAUGAGGACAAGAAAAGCAUUUUGCACUUUGAGAAACCUUGUGUUCACUGGGCUGCUGUCUGGCAUUAGAGUCUGAAACUCAUUUAUGCGGUCUUAAUCUUCAAAUUAAGGGAAAUGCUGUCAUUGGUCACCAGCCUGUUGAAACUAGAAGUGGUGGGUGAAAGCGGCCCACAGAAGAAAUCUGAAAGGCAGGAAACAAUGAGGGAUGCUGGGUAUCAGAGGGAGGGAAGCUGGUUGCGUGACUUCCAAUAUUUCCAUUGCGCCCCUUACUACAUUAAACUGAGGCGGUCAUUCUCCAGGGCUCCGUUCGUGAGAGCAGAAUUCCUAACAGGAGAAAUUGGGUCCAAAAUUAAGACAACACCUGGCUCUCCCCUGGGAGAUCAGAGAAUCUGGUUGUCUUUGUAUUUGGUGGCAGAUACCCCGUCAUUUAUGCAGGUGGUUUGAAUCUAGAUCUCAAUGGCCUUCUUUAAACAAGAUGGAGGUUUCCCUCCAAUGUCUAACGAACCAAUGCUCACCACCUAAUUGCCUGAGAAUUCCUCAUCCCAUUUGGUCCUCAGGCCCAAGACUGAACUGACCACACUGUAGCAUUAUAGCCCCUCCAAAGAAGGCCAGCAUCUCUGCUUAAUCCUGAAGUCACACUAUCUGUCAGGCUGAUGUUCCUCUUGGGUUUAUUUUUCCUUCACUGCCCAUGUCUCUUCCCUAGAUUCCAGAACACUUAUUGCAUGAUCGACAACUUUUCCUCUUAGAAAUCCCACCCCGUCCCUGCCAGAUUGAGCAGUUUAAUGGAACGGUGCAGCCUGACUCUGCCUCAGUUUUACACGAUGAAUAGAUCGAUCGCUACCCUGCCACAGUCCAGAAAUCACGCCUCACACGGAAGGGGGCAGAGGAGGCGUUCUCUCUGAAUGCCAAGUUCUCAGCGACUGGCAUUUUGGGGAAAAAACUGAGAAAAACUGCAGGUAGUUUCCUAAGAUUUCACAGGGCUUUUGGCUUUUUUCUUAAAAAAAAAAAAGCCGAAACUACAACUCUUUUCAAGAAUGAAAUUUAUCUUUCCAACUCCCAAGAGACCAUUGUUAGUCUUAAUUUUCUUUCCUUUUUGGAUUUUUUCAGCAGGGUGACGCACUGGAGGACAUUAUUAUAACAUCCAGAGACUGGUCUCCUGGGUGGAAGCCCUGAACGCCCUGUCCUCUCUGCCCUGAUUGUGGAGUUCCCCACUAUCUCUCAUUUUGCAUUAAAAGCUUAAUUAAGAACUUGCCAUCAAUUAUUCAGGAAAAAAUAGAUUUUAAAAAUCUGAGCUAGUCUACCACCAUCACCAAUCUCUUCACAGAAGGAAAUCCAUCCUGAUCCAGUAGAGAGGUAUCAAAAUAGUUUUUUUUUUAAUGUUUACUUGAAACAGGUGCUGUCAGCUGUUCUGACAGAGACUAAAUGCUCCCAAAUCUAGGAUUCGUACGUUGUGGUGGAACAUUUCUCAUUCAAGUGUAAAGAUUUUCAGACCCUUUUUCCAAGCACUGCAGAGAAUUGAAUGGGGACUUGGCUGUCACUCAUUUCUCUGCUAACUAAAACUCAUUUCGGGAAUUGAGAAUCUGUUUAUUCCAAUUAAAUUAUUACUCAAUAUCCCACCAAUGCUGCACUGAAAACUCCAGUUGGAGGGGUAAGUAACUGAAGCGGAAAUAUAACGUGGAGACCCUGGGGUUCCAAAAGCUACUGAUGUUCACUGUUAAAGCCCCUUAUUUUACAAAAGUGAAACAUGACUGCAUUGUAUAUUUCAGAGAAUAAACAAUAUUUUCUUCAAAAAGUGA
Molecule: messenger RNA, 7746 nt
Organism: Ornithorhynchus anatinus (platypus)
Lineage: Eukaryota; Metazoa; Chordata; Mammalia; Monotremata; Ornithorhynchidae
Gene: ARAP2
Product: ArfGAP with RhoGAP domain, ankyrin repeat and PH domain 2
Exons: 34
Coding region: 449-5533 (1694 amino acids)
Biological process (GO): signal transduction; positive regulation of GTPase activity
Molecular function (GO): GTPase activator activity; phosphatidylinositol-3,4,5-trisphosphate binding; protein binding
Source: RefSeq, a predicted model, not a curated record